AAACAUUAUUGCCUCCAAAUUAACGAAAAAGUAUACAAGUGAGAAAAAAACAUAAGUAAAUAAACCAUAAACCAGAGAGAAUACAUAAUGCAGAAAUUCAUAUUAACGCCUAGUCGAUUGAAAGUUUUUAAAAUUCUUCUAUACAUAUACUGGAUUUGUUCAAGUUAUGUACAGUGUAUGCGAUAUAAUACUGUCUAUCAAAAUGAUGAUGUACCUUCGGUGUAUAAAAUGCCUAAAAAGCAUUCAAUGAAACUGAAGGUGUUCAUUGAAUGUCGACGUGAUUGUUCAAAUAAGUGCAAUCAUAGUUUAUUUGUGUACUUAGCCAAUGAAAAUGAAUGUUAUACCUGUUUAAUUGAAUGUAUGUCUGCAUUCACCCAACAAGCAGAAAAAGUUGGAAUUCAACUGAAGGAUAUGAAGAAAUCAAAUGAUGUCAAUCUGUUGUCGGAUAGUCUUUAUGCACCUGGAAAGAAAGUAAGACGUCGCCAUCUACGUCAGGAUUAUUUAACACAAGAUCAAUUUAGAAAGAGAUCAGACUGAAGAAUAAAACAAUGAUAUAUAUAUAAAUAAAUAUGUAACAGAAAUAAGUAGUAUAGUUCAUAAACCAUAUGUUCGGAAAAUUAUCCAUGUCAAUAAACAACUAGCAUCUCAACAAUUUUCUAUCACUAUGAUUAUUGCUACUACCAUUAUAAUUAAUAAUAUUUUUAACCGCUGAAUAGUAUAUCACUUAUGAUCAUAUAACAAUCUCUUGUAAAAUUUGACAUCAUUUUGUUUUAAUCACUUUCAUUAUUUAAAGAGCGCUCAUUAUGAACAUUUCUUCCACUAUUACUAUACGCUAAUUAUAAUUACCUCAUUUUUAAAACAAGUAUUAUUUCAUGUACACGUUUGAGAAACAAUAAAUAUGUAUCAUUAAAUUGCUUGUCG
Trichobilharzia szidati is the source of this 921-nucleotide messenger RNA. The record is from the annotation of a GenBank genome assembly. NCBI's taxonomy places the organism in Eukaryota, Metazoa, Platyhelminthes, Trematoda, Strigeidida, Schistosomatidae.